Messenger RNA from Tachyglossus aculeatus (Australian echidna), 1906 nucleotides. RefSeq names its product exonuclease 3'-5' domain containing 1 (gene EXD1). Gene Ontology annotation, molecular function: nucleic acid binding; 3'-5' exonuclease activity. The transcript is spliced from 12 exons. Gene Ontology annotation, biological process: nucleobase-containing compound metabolic process. The record is from RefSeq and is a predicted model, not a curated record. NCBI's taxonomy places the organism in Eukaryota, Metazoa, Chordata, Mammalia, Monotremata, Tachyglossidae. Bases 69 to 1853 code for a protein of 594 amino acids.
GAGGGGGAAAGUGACUUAUCCAAGAUCACACAGCAGGUCUCUGGAGAUAGAUUUGGAAAUCGAGCCGAAUGGACCCCAGAGGCCCUUGCAAUUUCCUCAACCAGGUGCUGGGGAGAGAGUUGAAAAUCACCUUGGUCUGCGGCACCUUUGAAGGGAUUCUGCAGCACGUGGAUCCCAGCAGGAGUAUAGUCCUGAAGAGAGUGAAAAAUGUAGAAACUGGACGGAGCGUUCCUGGAGUGAAGAUGUUUUUUGGGCAUGAGAUUAAGAAUGUGGAAAUGCUCAAUGAAGAAGAGCAAGGUGUAACCAGAGGAACGGGGACUCCCGACAGGUCCAGGGACGGCAGCGGGCCCGCCGAGCAAAUGCACCCGGCCUGGAAAAAGCAAGCGCUCGUUAGGUGGCCAGGAGCCAGGGCCAACCCGGAGGGAACCAGGCCGGACCGACCGAGAGAAUCCGAGCGGAGUCAGGGGGGGCCAACUCCCACUCCCCUGGCGCCAGAGACUGCUCCUCUGCGGUCGCCCUACAAAUACAACCCCGGAGAAGGCGGAGAGGCCGUGGCGUUCACCAUCGUCGACCAGUUCCAGCAGCGGUUCAGCUCGGCCAUGAUGCACAUCAAGAAGCAGAGUGUCCUGAGCGUGGCCGCUGAAGGCGUUCCAAUGAGUCGUCACGGGAUGCUCUGUUGGCUGCAGGUGGCCACGACCACGCGGGUGUAUUUAUUCGACAUCCACCUCCUGGGGCACCGCGCCUUCAAGAACGGCCUCCAGCCGGUGAUGGAGGACCAGGGCGUCCUGAAGGUCAUGCACGACUGCCGGUGGCUCUCGGACUGCCUGGCCCACCAGUACGGGAUCGUCCUGGCCAACGUCUUCGACACCCAGGUGGCCGACGUCCUUCAGUUCUCCCGAGAAACGGGAGGCCACCUCCCUCACCGCCUCAGCACCUUGCAGGACAGCUUGAUGCGCCACCUGAAGCUCCCCGCCAGGCAGGUGGCUUUCCUGGGCGACCGGCAGAGGCUGAUGGAGGAGAACGCCCGGCUGUGGCUGGCGCGGCCCCUCCCUCCGGGCCUGCCCAAGGUGCUGGCGCUGGAGGCCGCCUACCUGCUGCCCCUGCGCCUGGCGCUCCUGGACGGGAUGAUGGCCGACCUGACCGCUGUGGUGGACGGAUACCUCAACGCCUUCCGGGAGAAGCCCGCGCACCUGCUGGGCGGCCUCCAGGCCUCGUGCUUGGAGCUGCCGGAGGAGCUGCGCCAGCUCACGGAGCAGCGGACGCUGCGUCGAGAGCAGGCCGUCAAAGCCUACGGCCUAAACGCCCGGGGCCUCCUCGUCCGCCCCCGGCCCCCGGGGACGGAAGAAGAAGCCGCCGGCGGGCAGCGAGGCCAGCGGCUCCCCAGGGCGGCGGCGGCGGCGGCGGCCUCCUCCCCGCGCCCUGGGCCUCCGGAGGCCGAUGGCUGGCAGAGCCAGGGAGUCGGUUGCCGCCCCAGUAAGCAGCCCCGAGCCAUCCCCCGGCCUCCGCUCCCGACUGCCAAGGCGGAGGCGGGCGCCGGGGAGCCGGGCGGCCCCCCCGAGGGGAAGGAGCCGGCCCGCCCGCCCAGACGUCCCCCUCGCCCCUGUCUGUCCCUGCAGGAGGAGAUCGAGGGCCUUCUGAAGGACCGGGGCCAUGAGUCGGGACGCCCAAGGCCAGGGGCCGCCCGCCGGGCCCUCGGAGCCUCCCCGCCGCCUCCCUCGCCCCCGGCCUGCCCGAGCCCGGAGGAGGUGGGCCCCCGGGGGACCCCCGCCAACCCGGGUCCCCGGGCCCGGCCGCUGAAGGGGGCCGCCACCUUCUUCUACAAGCGGGGAUCCCCGCAGGCCCCCCGCCACUAGCUCGGCAGGCGGGGGGGGGCUCCCGGAGCCGCCUCGGGUGCCACCUCUGAGCC